CUGAGCCAACAGAUGGAAACGUCAUUUUUACAGAAAUGAAAGUGAAAGUUUGUCAAAGUGAUUCCUGAAUCGCUGUGAAGGAAAACGUCCCUGUUUCCCUUUGAAGACAAACGAAGUUCGUGUUUUUCUUCUGGUCCUGGUGAGUUCAGCAGGAAACUGCUUUACACAAACAGCAAACAGGAAGUUUGAGCCUUUUCAUCCGGACUCGGAUCGUCUGAAGGGAAGAGGAAAAACUUCAGGAUCACGAAGAAACUGUAGCAUCGAACAACUUUACACUCGUUGUUUUAACUGAAGUUUCCCCUGAUCUGUCCUCAGAGUUCAGACAUGUCUUCUGGCAGCAGCCUGCGGUCUGAGGAUCCGUUUCUGUGCUCCAUCUGUCUGGACGUGUUCACUGAUCCAGUCAGCACACCAUGUGGACACAACUUCUGCAAGACCUGCGUCACUCAGCACUGGGACGUUAAUGUAAGAUGUGAGUGUCCUUUAUGUAAGAAGGUUUUCAAGACGAGACCUGAGCUGGAAGUCAACACCUUCAUCAAAGAGAUGGUUGGUCAGUUCAGACUUAAAGCUCAGCAGGAAGCCAGCAGCAGCUCAGAGCAACAAGCUGCCAAACCAGGAGAAGUUCCCUGUGACGUCUGCACUGGACCCAAACUGAAGGCCCUGAAGUCCUGCCUGGUGUGUCUGACCUCCUACUGCCAGACUCACCUGGAGCCUCACCUGACCGCUCCACGUCUGAAGAAACAUCAGCUGAUGGAGCCGGUGGAGAACCUGGAGGACAGGACGUGUCUGCAGCACGAUAAACCUCUGGAGCUGUUCUGUAGGACCGACCAGACAUGCGUCUGCUUGGUCUGUCCCGUUUCAGACCACAAGAACCACGAGUUUGUUCCUCUGAGAGAAGAAUCUGAAGGAAAGAAGGCAGAGCUGAGGAAGACGGAGGCUGAAGUUCAGGAGAUGAUCCAGGAGAGACAGAAGGUCGGGGUGUUUGUGGAUUAUGAUCAGGGUCUGGUCUCCUUCUAUGAUGUAGAUGCUGCAGCUCUGAUCUUCUCCUUUACUGGCUGCUGCUUCAAGGAGAAACUCUACCCGUUGUUCAGUCCCUGGCCUAACGAUGGAGGCUGA
This is a messenger RNA of Poecilia reticulata (guppy), 1113 nucleotides long. NCBI's taxonomy places the organism in Eukaryota, Metazoa, Chordata, Actinopteri, Cyprinodontiformes, Poeciliidae. The record is from RefSeq and is a predicted model, not a curated record.